AUGUCCAUUGCCAUGAAAUUUUGUCCCCUAAGUGGACAGCAUUUAACUGCAACAUUUAUGAAAUAUGGUCCACCUUCAGAACAAUUCUUUAUAGGGGGUUUUAUUACUUGUUCCUGUUUAUAUGUCAUCGUAGGUACAAAGGGUGUUCUUCGACAACUUUUAUCUGGGGAUUUAGUACCAUCGUUUGACAGUCGAAUUUUAGUAGUCGGAGCUUAUGAAGCUGGUAAAACAACGCUUGUGUCAAAUUUAAUCGGUAAAGCUAUCCCCAUAGAGAGACAAAGUACUGAUGGAAUAGAUGUGUACUUCGGAAAGUUACUAUUUGAUCUGAAGAAGCAGAAACUUCUACAAAAGACGGAGGGUGUCCACAGUUUUCCUAAAGCAAUUUACCAAAAGAUUUUAUCAUGUCUUGAAUCAGUGAAAAAAGAAGAUGUCAAACCGGGGCAUACUCAGCUCGAUAUUCCAAAUGAUGAUAUUUUACAAAAACUUUCUGACAAAAUAGAUGAGUAUGAAGAUGCCAAUUCCACAGAAUGGUUUGGUGAUCAGGAAGUUAUUCCAAUUCCUGUUUUAGAUUUUGCAGGGCAAAUAGUUUACCACGCAACCCAUCAAACAUUUAUUACUUCACAUGGAAUUUAUAUAAUCACAUUUAAUGGCAGCAAACAGUUGGAUGAUCUUCUAAGUGAUAAAGAAGAAAAUAUCCGACAAUGGGUUUCAUCAAUUCUUCUGUACAGCCAUCCAGAUAAUAAAGAUUAUCCAAGAUUGUUGUUUGUAGCAACCCACAAGGACCUGGUCUGUCAGCAAGACGUUCCAAAUAAGCGAGCACAACUGUUAAAUACUUUAUCAGCCUGCUUUACUGAUGAGAAUAUUAAGAGCCAUAUUCUGCUUCAUAAAUUGUUCUUUGUAAAUGGUACAAGUAAGAAUGACCCUGAAAUGGAAGAAUUAAGAGAUUGCAUAUCAAAAUCUAUCAUUGAAAAUCCACAGUGGGGACAGAGGGUACCAAAACAAUUUCUCAUCCUCGAGAUGAUGUUUGCAGCAUUAGUUGAAGAGGGAAAAAGUAUAAUCAGCCUUGAAGAUGCAGAACAGAUGAAUACACAAAUUGGUGUGAAACCACUGUCUACGGCAGAAUUGGGACUAUUCUUAGGCGUACAAAACAUUUGCGGCAAGAUGACAUAUAUCGAUUACCCAAAACUCCGAAACUAUAUAGUUAUUGACCCAACUUGUUUAAUUGACGUACUGAAGUCCAUUGUAACAUCUGUGCCCAUAAUAGCCAGCUUACACCAUGGACGACUAACCAAAUCUGAUUUGACAAAUAUCUGGAGUUCUGAAAAAUGCUCCCACUUUCUGCAACAUGAAGAAUAUUUCCGACAGCUGUUGGUGUACUAUGACAUCCUAUCAGAAAUUAGACGUUACGAUAGAAAAAGCGGAAAGAAAAUGUCUGUGGAUUGUUAUCUAGUACCUUGCAUGAUCACGACUCAAAAUACAACAACCUUUGUUGCAAAACAUUUAACAUCUGACAAAUGUGUUGGCUUUGUAUUUGAAUUCAGCGCUACAGAUGUUCCAAAUGCAAUACCAUGCAGACUUAUGGCAAGUAUUCUAAGCAUCUGGAAUGUCAAAAAUUAUGAAAAUGUAGACCUGCUCUUCUCUGGAUUUGUUGCUGUCGUCCUGGACAGGAAACAUGAUUUAGUAGUGAAAACUGAACACAACACUGUUGCAGUGUACAUUGUUCACAAGGAAAAAAAAGAGUUGAUAAUCAAAGAUCUUGCCUCCUGUGUACGAGAAUGUUUAGAACAAAACCUUGCUAAAAUUUCAGAAGUCUACUCCCUUUCCUUCACAAGUGAUAUCAUUGCACAGAGAUACGUUCCAUUUGAUGUAAAAUUGAAAUCUGGAUGUCUGUCACCAAAUUGCUUACUAGAUGCGCAGAAUGUAAACAGCAUUGAUACCAACUGGGUGUGUGAUAACCAUGGAUUUGUUACACCCAAAUCUGAACUAAACAUUUGGUAUACUGACAGGACUACCUUACAAUGUACAGAUUACUGUCAAGGUAUACUAGAUGCUGUUCUAUCGAUGCUACUGAACGACGCGCAGCUUCUUCGCAUUUGCAAUAGUUUAACAAAAGAAGACGUACGCUGCUUGGCAUUGAAUCUUGGGGUCUCGAAUACCAAACUUGAUGCAAUUGAUUCAGAUUCGACAUCUAUGAUUAAAUUUUAUAGCCUUCGAAUCUGCAGAGAAAAGAAUAAAUCAUGUAAAGAUUUUGUCAAGGCCAUGGAAGCUGCUGACAUUAACAGACAUACCAUGUGUCAGAUUCUGAGACAGGAAGAAGUGGAGACCGAUUUACCUGAUAAGAUUCUCAAUAUACCGCCAAGUGAUGAAAUGCUUGACAAAUUGUGUCUACGAAUUGGUAAGGAGUGGAUGGUUCUUGGCUUAGAACUCGGUCUUGAAAUCGAACGUCUGGAACAGAUAGAAUACGACAAUCCAAAAGUACUCCGGGAAGUCAGCAGGCAAAUGCUAUAUUGCUGGAGAAACCGAGGCGAUAACUCAACAAUCAAAGAGCUACUCCAUGCUUUUGAAAGAUCUGAUAGAAAUCCACGUCUGAUUACAGAAAUUUUAGAAAAUUGUGAAAGCUAUCCCAAAUUAAUCCCUGUUGAUUGACAUGUCUAGGAUCCAAUGUAUGACAAUUUCUUGAGUAACAUAAAAUAUUUAUGAUUAUAUGUAUAUUUGUAAAUAUAUUGUGAUGUACAAAUUAUAUCAUGUGGAUUUUAUAGCUUCAAAAUGUGUAUCCUAGUGUAUAUUGUGUCAAUAUAUUGGCAGUCCUAUUUUCACUACAUU
Mytilus trossulus (common blue mussel) is the source of this 2823-nucleotide messenger RNA. RefSeq lists its product as uncharacterized. Gene Ontology annotation, molecular function: protein binding. The coding region runs from base 1 to 2646 and encodes 881 amino acids. The transcript has 9 exons. Gene Ontology annotation, biological process: signal transduction. The record is from RefSeq and is a predicted model, not a curated record. Lineage: Eukaryota; Metazoa; Mollusca; Bivalvia; Mytilida; Mytilidae.